AUGAAGAGGAAUACAGGCAUUUUGCUUUUGUUCCUCCUUGUCUUAGCAGCUGAUGUAGCGGUGAAGAGAGCAGAGGCGAACAUUUGCUGGUCUAAAAGCCGGACGUACACGAGUCCAUGCUACAGCGACGAAAUCUGUGCAAAUUACUGCAAGGCCGAUGGUUUCGAUGGUGGCGACUGCGGCGGCUUCCGUCGCAUCUGCUUCUGCAGCAAACCUUGCUGA
This is a messenger RNA of Sphenostylis stenocarpa, 222 nucleotides long. NCBI's taxonomy places the organism in Eukaryota, Viridiplantae, Streptophyta, Magnoliopsida, Fabales, Fabaceae. The record is from the annotation of a GenBank genome assembly.